Cordyceps fumosorosea ARSEF 2679 is the source of this 2565-nucleotide messenger RNA. Its product is annotated as DNA repair protein Rtt107. Gene Ontology annotation, cellular component: Cul8-RING ubiquitin ligase complex; nucleus. Bases 1 to 2565 code for a protein of 854 amino acids. The transcript is spliced from 4 exons. Lineage: Eukaryota; Fungi; Ascomycota; Sordariomycetes; Hypocreales; Cordycipitaceae. The record is from RefSeq and is a predicted model, not a curated record. Gene Ontology annotation, biological process: DNA double-strand break attachment to nuclear envelope; double-strand break repair.
AUGGGCGAGGGGCUGUUUAGCGAAUGCGCGAUCGCGUUCGUGCCAAGCAGCUCACUGACACCAAAAUCCAUAAGCGAGCUUACAGCCAUUCUCGAGGACAAUGGCGCAGAGGUUCUCGAGCCGCGCCGCAACGGCACCAUCGCAAUAGACAAGGCUACGCAUGUCGUAUCUAAUACAAUCGACUUCCAGCAGUACACCGAGACACAGGCCUUCAUGAUACCCGUCGUGACAACGCACUGGAUCACGGCUUCAGUCGCCAAGCGGCGCGUCGCGCAGGCGCGGCCUUUCUCACCAGACCCGCGCCUCAUCUUCGCCGAGGUAGUAGUGACAUGUGCGGACCUACCCGCGACGGACAAGGAGAGCAUUCUUGGCGCAGUCAUGGCCCUUGGAGGUCAGGAGAGCAAGGAUGCGACCCGGAUCACAACGCAUGUAUGCGCCCUCUCUAUGGACCAUCCCAAGGUUCAGGUACCUCUCUCCAAGGGAUGGAAGGGCAAGGUCGUCCUGCCGCACUGGUUUGACGACUGCUUCAAGCUCGGCAAGCGAAUCGACGAGACUCCGUACCUGCUACCCGACGUGGAGAUUCUGAAAAAGGCUCCAGAGGACGCGCUCGAUAUCCCCGUUAACGACAAUCUGGAUGGCGCCACGUCUCCCAACCCACAGUGGCUGCCGUUGCCCCCUGAUGACGACGUGGCGCGACCGCCGUGCACUGUCUUCCAGCAACGAAAGGUGCUGCUCGGCUCGGACCUCAGCAUCACACCACGACUUGCCAAAACAAUUGGUAGCAUUAUCGUCCACGGUGGCGGGAGGAUGGUCGAUACAGUGGACGCGUGCGACAUGUAUAUUGGACAGUACCGCGACGGCGAGCAGUAUGUCCGCGCCGCACAGUCCUGCAAAGACGUCGGCAACUUAUCGUGGCUUUACUACCUGAUUGUGCAAAACUCGUGGACCUCGUCCAUGCGACGUCUGCUGCACUAUCCCGUACCACGAGACGGCAUCGAGGGCUUCCGCGAUCUCCGGAUCACCGUCUCCAACUACGGCGGCGAGACGCGCAUUUACCUGGAGAACCUUGUCAAGGCCUGCGGCGCCGAGUUCACCAAGACGAUGAAGGCGGACAACACGCACCUUAUCACGGCGCGCGACUCAAGCCCAAAGGUCAAGGCGGCGCCAGAAUGGGGCGUGGCCGUCGUCAACCACCUAUGGAUUGAGGAGAGCUACGCCAAGUGCCAGAUGAAACCCAUCAACAUACCCAAGUACAACCACUUCCCACACCGCACGAAUCUAGGCGAGAUUAUCGGUCAAACAUUUCUAGACGAGAGCAGGCUGCGGGAGCUAUACUACCCAGGCGGCGAGGCCGAGAUGACGCGCAUUGCUAAGCGCAAGCGCAAGAUCCUGGAGGCGGCCGAGGACAAUGCCUACCGCGGUGGGCCUGCCGAUGGAGUGGUCGUUGCACAGACAGCGCGAGAUGUGGAUGAAGAUGUGCUCAUGGAGGACGCUGAGAAUUCGUCGCCGCAGAAGGCGGCCCCUAUGCCGGUCGAAACGCCGGUCCGGCCGCGCCACGUCCGGUCUGGAAAGGAAAAUGAUACGCCUUCGGUGGCGUCUACUGGUGGCCGCAGUGCCAAGGCCAAGGCCCGAGACAAGCUUCAAAGCAUUGCCCCCGAUAUUGCCCUGUACGAGAAGGAGAAGAAGCGCUCAGCAAAGGCGACGACCCCAUUCGGCGGCAAGCGGGCUACAGAUCUUGUCGAGAAGCAAAGAGUCGCCGAGGAGGAAGCACGGGAAAAGAAGGCAAAAGACAAGAGCAAGGACACGAUAAAGGAGGACGAGGUGGCAAAGCGACCAAGCAAGAAAGCGCGGCCAUCGUUGCCAGACGUUGAGAUGCGCAUAAUUCUCACUGGGUUUACGAGAUGGGUAGACGAUAAGAAUAAGGAGGACGCUGAUAGGCGAAAAUUGCGCGAUCUGGGUAUACAAAUCGUCCAGGAAGGACAGCCGUGCGAGUACCUGGCCGCGCCGCAUAUCGUGCGGACGGUCAAGUUUUUGUGCGCGCUGGCGCGCGGUCCCGAGGUCAUCUCGUCAACUUUCAUCGACGUGGCGCUCGAGACGGGCAAGCUACCACCUAUCAACAAAUACGCGCUCAAGGACAAGGAGGCGGAGAGCCGGUACAACUUCACGCUAGACAAGUCAGUCGGGCGGGCCAAGGCGAACCGCGGCCGACUACUGCAGGGUGUAGCAGUGUACUGCACCGAAGGCAUCAAGAAUGGGCCCAAGAACUACCAGGUCAUCGCCGAGGCGAACGGGGCCAUCUUCAAGAUUUACCGGGCGCGCAGCGGCACCACAAUCAAGCCGACGACAGCGGAGCAGGACGGGGGCGCGCCGCCGGACCCGGUGUACCUCCUGAGCGGCGCGAGUGCCGAGGAGAAGAGCAUGUGGCCUCGCUUCCGUGAGAUGGCGAUCAAGGGCCACAUGGAGCCGCGCAUUGUCGCGCCGGACUGGCUACUCGAUGUGGCCAUGGCGCAGCAAGUACGGUACGAUCCGAAGUUUGCCGUAGAGAAAUUCUGGCAGAGAGAGUAA